AUGAAAUUCGUAAUAGCUUUAGUAGCAAUCGUGGCUGCAGCCAGUGCUUGGAAAGUACCAAACCUUGGUAGAGGCGAACUUUACAAGGAUCUUCAGGAAUUUGUAGAUUUGAUUCCAACCAAUAAGUUGGUACAACUUUUCUUGCAAUAUGCCGCAGAAGAUGCAGAAGUACAGAGAGGACUAGCAUACGUGCAAACGGAGGACUUUAAACAAUUGGUACAAGAAAAUGAACAAAUACCCGAAGUAAUUGCCUUUUACAACUACGUAUACAGUGCCGGAGUAGACAUUUACUACCUUGUAAAUCGUUUACACGAGUACAUUCACAUUCCAAAAUUGACGCCACCAUCGUCAUUCUAUGGAAUCACUGGUGGAUACAAGGGUCUGGUCGCCGAUGUCAAGAAACUUAUGCCAAAUGAACAAUUGAAGGCUCUUUACUACAAAAAAGUGGAAACUUCGCCGGCUUUCAAAGAACUCGUCGAACGCCUUUCCUCUAAAGAAUUCCAAACAAUUGUCGACACCUUAUAUGCCAACCCACGUUUCCUAUACAUCCUUAAGAGAGCCAAUGAAGCUGGUCUCGAUGUCAAGGCCGUCAGAGAAGUUAUCCAAACCAUGAAGUGCAUUGUACUUUUCGCAGCUGUCCUCGUAAUUGGAGUUUCCUCCAAUCAGGAUAUCUUUGAUAAUAGUUGGGAAUUUAACGAAUUAGACAAGGAUAUAUAUGACUUUAUAAAGCUUAUGCCUGUUAACGAAAUUUUAAAACUAUCAGUCAAAUACAGAAAUGAUCCUGAGAUACAAAGAACCUUGAGAUGGGUCUCAGGUGGUGAAUUCCAUACUUUGCUCGCUAACGUAGAAAAGUUGCAAGAAUUCAAAGACUUGGUUCUUUUCAUUCAAGAGGCAGGAUACAAUGAAAUAAGAGAAAUCCAAAUCUACCACGCACUCACUGGAAUGCCAGAUUUCGUGCCACCACAUAGAUACGAAGAUGAACUUCCACAAGGAUAUGCAAAUGGUGGUUUUGCCAAAUAUCUUGAAGACCUGAUUGAUCUUAUUCCUAAGGGUGAAAUUGAAAGGCUCCACAAUAAGAAAUCCGUAGAUUCGCCAGCUUUCAUUAAAUUCCAUAACGCUAUUCAUUCUGCUGAAUACAAACAAUUGAAAAAUGCAUUACAACAUACACCGGAAUACCAACUGCUAUUGCAAAGAACCAAAGCUAACGGUCUUGACAUCCAAGCAUUCGAAAACUUCAAAUACGAGCUUCUUGGUUUCUUACGUAAAGGUAUGAAGUUAAUUUUUGCUUUUAUUGCGGCGCUGAUUGUCUUUGAAACUUCUGCCGUCCCAUUUAAAUCCAAUCAAUGGGAUAUAAUGAAAACUUUGGCCGAAGCAUUCGAUGAAAACAACUUAGAAUUGAAUUACUUGGAUCGAGAUUUUAUAGACUUUAUAAAACUCAUACCUAUGAACAAAUUAGUUACGAUUCUACAGAAAUAUGAAAAUGACCCAGAAAUAUUAAGUUCCUAUGAUUAUUUAAGGAGCGAAGAGUUUCACAAUUUAGUUUACGCUGUAGAAGACUUACGCGAACAUCGUAAAUUAGUCCGAAUUCUUCAAGAAGCUGGAUACAACAAAAUAAGAGAACUUAAAAUGAUUCAUGAAGCUUUGGGAAUGAAAGAAUAUGUUCCGAAAAAACGGCGAUCAUUAGAUCAACAACAAUUGGAGAUGGAUAACGGUUCGAAAGGUGGAUUGAGUGGUCUCUUCAAUGAAAUUAUCGCAAUUCUUCCAGUCAAAGAAAUCAAAGAACUUCAUGAGAAAAAACUCAUUGAAUCGCAACCAUUUGCUAAAUUCAACCUUUACGUCAGUUCCUCAAGAUUCCGUAAGAUCCUAACGAAUCUUACCACAACAAAACAGUACAAACAAAUGGCACAAAAAGCUCUUGAACAUGGUGUCGAUUUAGCCCUAUUUAUUGUCGUGGGAGCUUUUGCUGUCCCAUUAAAUAACGAUAAAGCGAUAAAUUCAUUAAAUGGAAAUCGAUCGAAUGUACUUGAAAAUUUUUUGGACGCAUUUAAUGGCAAUAAUUCCGGUAUAACUCCGUUGGACAGAGAUUUCCUUGAUUUCGCAAAACUCAUCCCAAUCGAUAAAUUGCGUUCAAUUGCAUAUAAAUAUGCAAAUGAUUCCGGAGUAAGACACUCUUUACGUUUCGUUUUGAGUGAAAAAUUCCACAAUUUGGUAUAUGCUGUAGAAGCCAUACCAGAGCACAACGAUUUGGUUCGAAUUCUUGAGGAAGCAGGAUUCAGCGCAAUCCGAAAUAUCAAAUUAAUUCACAGAGCUUUGGGAAUGAAAGAUUAUGUACCACCCCCACUUUCAACCCAAGAAUUAAAGAAUUUGGAACCGAAAGAAGGAGGAUUGAGUGGUUUUAUUAAAGAAUACAUCGAAAUCCUUCCAGUUAAUGAGAUCAAGGAACUUCAUCAACGAAAAUUGAAGGAAUCGCAAGCUUUUGCUAGAUUUGACAGCUACGUGCGUUCUCCAAGGUUCAGGGAAAUUCUACGUGCACUUGGAGCAACCAAAGAACAAAAAGAACUGCUGGAGGUAUCUCUGCAAAAUGGUAUUGAUUUUCACUUGAUAAUGGAACUUAAUCAACGUGUUCUUGGCUACAAACCAAUGAAGUACGUUUUUACUAUCUUCGUGGCACUAGUUGUCGCUGGAGUUUCUGCAAUUCCACUAAAUGACAAUAUGGGUAAUGACGAAGAAAUGAGAAGAAAUGCUUUGGAUAGAGAUAUUAUAGAUUUUCUGAAACUUAUACCAGUGGACGAACUUCGUCCAAUUAUGGACAAAUAUGCGAAUGAUUCCAAAUUGGAAGCGUCAACUCUUUGGUUAUUGACUGACGAAUUCCACCAAUUGGUCUACGCAGUAGAAGCUUUACCAGAACAUCAAAAAUAUGUUCGCUACCUUCAAGAAUCAGGAUUCGAUAAAAUUCGUGAGCUUAAAAUAAUUCAUCAAUUACUUGGAAUGAAGGACUACGUGCCACCAUCGCUUUUCUUACUAUCUACUAUUAGUCAAUAUAAUUUGGUCGAUUCGGAAGGUGGAUGGAGCGGUUAUAUCAAAGAGUUCGUUGAAGUACUUCCAGUGAAAGAAAUUAAGGCACUUCAUAAUAAAAAAUUGAAGGAAUCAGCAGCCUUUAAGAAGUUCAGCUCUUACGUAUUAAGUGAGGAAAUGUCCCAAUUGUCUAAAGAUCUUGCUAAACAACAAGCAUUUAAAGAAUUUCUACAAAAAACUUUGGAGCAUGGUAUUGACUAUUACGCUUUCGUAGAUCUUGCGCUUCGUAUUCUUGGUUUUAGACCAUAA
Molecule: messenger RNA, 3324 nt
Organism: Polistes dominula (European paper wasp)
Lineage: Eukaryota; Metazoa; Arthropoda; Insecta; Hymenoptera; Vespidae
Source: RefSeq, a predicted model, not a curated record